This is a messenger RNA of Salvia miltiorrhiza (redroot sage), 408 nucleotides long. NCBI's taxonomy places the organism in Eukaryota, Viridiplantae, Streptophyta, Magnoliopsida, Lamiales, Lamiaceae. The record is from the annotation of a RefSeq genome assembly.
AUGCGCUUCUAUACGAGUUCUCCGCCACUACAGCCGCCGGUUAUUGUGGGCGGGCCUGCAGACCAAGCUGCUUUGCUAGAAGCGGGAGAAGGAGCCCUUCAGAACCGGAUUAUGGAAAUGAAAAAAGAUAAACAAUACUCACUAAGUUUCAAAAACGCCCUGGUGAAGGAAGAACGUAUUGAAUUUGUAAUGUCACAAAUACUCCAAGAGCGCAUAGAAAAUAGAAAAGAUAUUAAGAAUGGGAUAGAUAUUCACUUUACGGAUCUCUUUAUUAUUAUUAAAAGAGACCCCAGCUACCGGAACCGCCAGUUGGGUCAUAUCCUUGCUGAUCUACAAGCCAAUAGAGACCAUAGUCGGUAUUAUCAACCAAUACUUACAAGCAUCCGAGAUUUGGGAAGCCAAGUAUAA